Messenger RNA from Amphibalanus amphitrite, 8978 nucleotides. Its product is annotated as acetyl-CoA carboxylase-like. The coding region runs from base 29 to 7408 and encodes 2459 amino acids. The transcript is spliced from 45 exons. The record is from RefSeq and is a predicted model, not a curated record. Gene Ontology annotation, molecular function: acetyl-CoA carboxylase activity; ATP binding; metal ion binding. Gene Ontology annotation, biological process: fatty acid biosynthetic process. NCBI's taxonomy places the organism in Eukaryota, Metazoa, Arthropoda, Thecostraca, Balanomorpha, Balanidae.
GCCGAGCGCCGCCGUCGGCCGCGGCUGGAUGUGGGCUCUGCGGCUGCUGUGCAGCUCAGCAGCUGACGCCAUGUGGACCCUGGGACCGGCCCGUGACCAGCGAGGUGGAGAGGAGCGCGAUGAAGACGAGGCUACCGAUGUGGCGGGUCAGCUGCGAGAGGAGGAGCUGAGACAUCUUAGAGAGGAGGAGCGGAGACAUCUCAGGGAGGAGGAGCGGAGGCACCUCAGGGAGGAGGAGCUGCGCCACCUGAGAGAGGGAGAGCUGCAGCAGCUCCGGCGGCCACCUCGAGUGCACAGCAAUAUGUCUGGAGGAGAGGCCAACUUUCCAGCCCAGUUGGGGCAUAGCAAGUCUUUGCCAGUCAUGGGACAUCAGAAGCUGAAUUUUGUGGUGGCAACACCAGAAGAACUUGUCAAGCGGCUGGGAGGAACCCGUCCAAUCAACAGGAUCCUGAUUGCCAACAAUGGGAUCGCCGCUGUCAAGUGCAUGCGCUCCAUCCGCCGCUGGGCGUACGAGAUUUUCCGUAACGACAAGGUGAUCCGAUUCGUCGCCAUGGUAACGCCCGAGGACAUGAAAGCGAACGCCGAGUACAUCCGCAUGGCGGACCACUACGUGCCCGUUCCGGGCGGCACUAACAACAACAACUACGCCAACGUCGAACUCAUCGUGGACAUCGCCAAGCGGAUGUCGGUGCAGGCAGUGUGGGCCGGCUGGGGGCACGCCUCUGAGAACCCCAAGCUGCCAGAGCUGCUGCACAAGAGCAACAUUGUGUUCAUCGGUCCGCCGGAGAAGGCCAUGUGGGCACUGGGUGAUAAGAUCGCCUCCAGCAUCGUGGCGCAGACGGCCGACAUCCCCACCAUGCCCUGGUCGGGAUCAGGUCUGAAGGCGCAGUACAAUGAGAAGGACGGCGGCAGCCACGGCUCACUGCGCAUCUCCUCGGAGCUCUACAAGGCCGGCUGCGUGUCCAGCGAGGAGCAGGGCUUGGAGGCGGCGCGACGCAUCGGCUUCCCGGUGAUGAUCAAAGCAUCCGAGGGCGGCGGCGGCAAGGGCAUCCGUAAGGUGGAGUCCGAGGACCAGUUCUUCAACCAGUACAGACAGGUGCGUGCCGAGGUGCCCGGCUCGCCCAUCUUCGUGAUGAAGAUGGCCACCCAGGCGCGCCACCUGGAGGUUCAGCUGCUGGCCGACCAGUACGGUACGGCCAUCUCCCUGUUCGGCCGCGACUGCUCCAUCCAGCGGCGGCACCAAAAGAUCAUCGAGGAGGCGCCGUGCGUCAUCGCCAGCCCAGAGGUGUUCGAACAGAUGGAGAAGGCGGCCGUCCGUCUGGCCAAGAUGGUGGGCUACGUGAGCGCCGGCACCGUGGAGUACCUGUAUGACGAGCACGGCGACUUUUACUUCCUGGAGCUGAACCCGCGCCUACAGGUGGAGCACCCGUGUACCGAGAUGAUCAGUGACGUCAACCUGCCAGCCGCCCAGCUGCAGAUCGCCAUGGGCAUCCCGAUGCGGCGUAUCAAGUGCAUCCGUCUGCUGUGGGGCGAAUCUCCCUGGGGCGACUCGGCCAUCGACUUUAACGACACGUCCAAACGGAAACGGCCCGUCGGACACGUGAUCGCCGCUCGCAUCACCAGCGAGAACCCGGACGAAGGUUUCAAGCCGAGCUCUGGCACGGUGGAGGAGCUGACGUUCCGGAGCAGCACCAAUGUCUGGGGCUACUUCAGCGUGGCCGCCUCCGGAGGACUGCACGAGUUCGCCGACUCUCAGUUCGGACACUGCUUCUCGCGCGGCGACAACCGAGAGGAGGCCAGAGAGAACCUGGUGAUAGCUCUGAAGGAGCUGACGAUCAGGGCAGAGUUUCGCAGUACCGUGGAGAUUCUCAUCACGCUGCUGCACACUGACACAUUCCAGAACAACACGAUCAGCACGGCGUGGCUGGACCGUCUGAUCGCCGACCGGAUGCAGGCCGAGAAGCCCGACGUCAUGGUGGGCGUCAUAUGCGGCUCGCUGCACAUCGCCGACCAGACCAUCGCCAGCGCCAACCAAAAGUUCCAGAACUCUCUCGAGAAGGGUCAAAUUCUGCCGAUGUCGUGUCUGAUCAACUCUGUCGAGGUGGAGCUGAUCCUGGACGGUAUCAAGUACGUGGUGAGCGCCUCACGGACAGGGCCCAACCAGUACUUCCUCGCCCUCAACAACUCCUACAAGGAGAUCGAGGUGCACCGGAUGCGCGACAGCUCCAUGCUGCUCUCCGUCGACGGCAUGAGCUUCAACACCUACAUGAAGGAGGAGGUUGACAGUUACCGGGUGGUGAUUGGAAACCAGACGGUGGUGUUUGAGAAGGAGAACGACCCGACCAUCCUGCGCGCCCCCUCCGCCGGCAAACUGAUGAACUACCUGGUGGAGGACGGCGGCCACGUAGUUGCCGGACAGCCCUACUGCGAAAUAGAGGUGAUGAAGAUGGUGAUGACGCUCCACUCGUCCGUGUCCGGCUCAGUGACCUACAACAAACGGCCCGGCGCAGUGCUCAACGCCGGAAACAUCAUCGCCAGGCUCGAGGUGGACGACCCUAGCCGCGUGACCCGGGCUCGCCGAUUCACUGGCACCUUCCCGGAGGUGAAGCACGACCUGAAGGUGAUUGGGGACCAACUGCACCAGCGCUUCCAGUGCGACAAACAGCGGCUCGAGAACAUCCUCAGCGGCUACUGUCUGCCGGAGCCGGUGUUCCUGAGCCGGGUGAAGGAGACGGUGGAGAGCAUGAUGGCCGCGCUCCGGGACCCGUCACUGCCGCUCCUCGAGCUGCAGGACAUCAUCUCGUCCAUCUCGGGCCGUGUGCCGCCCAUCGUGGAGAAGCGAAUCCGGCAGCUGCUGAACCAGUACUCGUACAACAUCACCUCGGUGCUCACCCAGUUCCCCAGCCAGAAGAUCGCCAACGUCAUCGAUAGUCACGCGGCGACGCUGCAGCGCCGCCAGGACCGCGAGGACUUCUUCCUCACCACCCAGGGCGUGGUGCAGCUGGUGCAGCGCUACCGGAGCGGCAUCCGCGGCCGACUCAAGGCGGUCGUCCAGGACCUGCUGCGGCUCUACCUGCAGGUGGAGAGUCAGUUCCAGGUGGGCUCGUACGACAAGUGCGUCCACCUGCUGGCAGAGAAGCACAAGGACGACAUGGCCGUGGUGGUGCAGACCAUCUUCUCACACUCCAUGGUGGUGCAGAAGAACCAGCUGGUGACGCUGCUGCUCGACUACCUGGUGAAGGCCGACCCGCAGAUGCCCGACGAACUCUCCGGCAUCAUGGAGGAGCUCACCACGCUCAGCCGCACCGAGAAUGCCAAGGUGUCGCUGCGCGCCAGACAGAUGCUGAUCACGGCCCAGCAGCCGGCCUAUGAGCUGCGGCACAACCAGAUGGAGUCCAUCUUCCUCUCGGCCGUCGACUCGUUCGGCCGCGGAUACCAGCCGGAGAAUCUGCAGAACCUGAUCCUCUCCGAGACGAGCAUCUUCGACAUCCUGCACGACUUCUUCUACCACCACAAGACCGCAGUGCGAGUGUCGUCACUCGAGGUGUACGUGCGGCGCGCCUACAUCUCCUACGAUCUGGCGUGCGUGAAACAUUUCGAGCUGCCGACGUCUGCCGGUUUCUCCAUCUGCGUGGUGCUGUUCAGCUUCUUCCUGCCAACGUCUCACCCCAACAGCGCCGACCGUAACCUGAAGCGGCUGAGCGUGUCUCGCGCGGCGCCGUCGGCGUCUCACAGCGCCACCGGCCUGCUGUCGGUGGGUGGCGCCGGCCGGCCUCGCUCGCCGUCGCCCCACUCGCCGGCGACGCUGCAGCGGCCCGUACCGUCGGCCGGCCACGGCGCCCUCUCUAGUAGCAGCUCGCCGGCGCUCAGGCUGAGCGGCAAGCUGGACCAGCCGGGCCACCCGCUGCUGCCGGAGCGCGAGUCGUGUGACCGCGUCGGAUGCAUGGUGGCGUUCCGAAACUUCGAGCAGUUUGAGGCAGGCUUCGAGGACCUCGUGGAAUUGGCUCAGCACACUCAGCUGGGGCCUCAGCCGACCCGCUGGCCUGACGUCAAGGAGGAGCUGAUCCCCGCGUGGCGGGACCGCGGCCAGAGCCGGGACCUUGACUCGGACACUCUGGGCAUGUCCAUGACGCUCGGCAGCUCCCUCACAGAGAUGGCUGAGGUCGGAGAGCCGGAGGACGACCCGAAGCUGAUCCUCAACAUCGCCAUCCGGGUGACGGAGGAAGUGGACGACGAGGCCAUGAACGCCCAGCUGUCGGCGUUCUGCGCACAGCGCCGCACCUUCCUCGUACAGAGCCUGGUGCGCCGUGUGACAUUCGUGGUUUUGUUCGACCACGAGUUCCCGCGCUACUUCACCUACCGGUCGCGGGAUCAGUUCGCCGAGGACCGCAUCUACCGGCACCUGGAGCCGGCGCUGGCCUUCCAGCUGGAGAUGAACCGACUGCGCACGUACGACUUAGAGGCGCUGCCCACCUCCAACCACAAGAUGCACCUCUACCUCGGCAAGGCCAAGGUGGCGGCCGGCCAGGAGGUGACUGACUUCCGUUUCUUCAUCCGCUCCAUCAUCCGCCACUCUGACCUCAUCACCAAGGAGGCCAGCUUCGAGUUCCUGCAGAACGAGGGCGAGCGGCUGCUGCUGGAGUCGAUGGACGAACUCGAGGUGGCCUUCUCACACCCGCUGGCCAGGCGCACCGACUGCAACCACAUCUUCAUGAACUUCGUGCCCACCGUCACUCUGGACCCGGCCAAGGUGGUGGAGUCUGUGCGCCCGAUGGUGAUGCGCUACGGCCCGCGGCUCUGGAAGCUGCGUGUGCUCCAGGCCGAGGUGCGGAUGACGAUCCGCUCGUCGGCCCACUCUCCGACUACCUCGAUACGGCUGUGUCUGAGCAACGAGAACGGGUACUACCUGGACAUAGCGCUGUAUAAGGAGGUCACCGACCCGUCCACUGGACAGGUGAAGUUCGAGGCGCUAGGUGGCAAGCAGGGUCCGCUGCACGGCCUGGCCGUGGACACGCCCUACCUCACCAAGGACUACCUGCAGCUGAAGAGGUUCCAGGCACAGCACAGCGGCACCACAUACGUCUACGACUUCCCUGAAAUGUUCAGACAGGCGCUGGAGAAGCUGUGGUCGAACCACGUGCGUCGUAACCCGGACGUGGUGCCGCCCGAGGACCCGCUGCACCAUCUGGUCGAGCUCAUCAUCGACGACGACAACAACCUGAUCGAGGUCAAACGGCUGCCCGGCGAGAACAAGAUCGGUAUGGUGGCCUGGAAGAUGACGCUGCUGACGCCCGAGUACCCGAGCGGCCGCGAGGUGGUCGUCAUCGCCAACGACCUGACGCACGCAAUCGGCAGCUUCGGCCCAGAGGAGGACGUACUCUUCCUGAAGGCCUCGCAGCUAUCGCGUCAGCAGCGCAUUCCCCGUCUGUACCUGUCGGCCAACAGCGGAGCCCGGAUCGGCAUGGCCGAGGAGAUCAAAAACCUCUUCAGGGUCGCCUGGGAGGACCCCAACGACCCGGAAAAGGGUUUCCGCUACAUCUACCUGACGCCGGACGACUUCCAGAAGGUGUCGGCCUCCAACUCUGUGCACGCCGACCUUGUCGAGGACGACGGGGAGUCCCGCUACAAGAUCAGCCACAUCAUCGGCGAGGUGGACGGUCUGGGUGUGGAGAACCUGCAGUACGCGGCCAUGAUCGCCGGCGAGACGUCCCAGGCGUACCACGAGGUGGUCACCAUGUCGAUGGUUACAUGCCGCGCCAUCGGCAUCGGCGCCUAUCUGGUGCGUCUGGGCCAGCGCGUGGUACAGGUGGACACCAGCCACAUCAUCCUCACCGGAUUCGGCGCGCUCAACAAGUUGCUGGGCAGCGAGGUAUACGCCUCCAACAACCAGCUGGGCGGCGUUCAGAUCAUGUACAAGAACGGCGUCUCGCACGACGUCUGUGGCCAGGACUUUGACGGCAUCUGCACCCUGCUCAAAUGGCUCUCCUACGUGCCCAAGCACAAGGGCGCGCCGCUGCCUGUUCUGCCGAGUCCCGACCCGAUCGACCGACCAGUGACGUUCCAGCCGACCAAGGCGCCCUACGACCCACGCUACCUGCUCACCGGACGGUCCAACCCAGCGAACCCGGCCGAGUGGGAGUCGGGUUUCCUGGACGCCGGCUCGUUCUCCGAGGUGAUGGGCGGAUGGGCGGAGACGGUGGUCUGUGGCAGAGGUCGGCUCGGCGGCCUGCCGCUCGGCGUUAUCGCCGUGGAGACACGGACCGUGGAGGUGACGCUGCCGGCCGACCCGGCCAACCUCGACUCCGAGGCCAAGAAAAUCUCGCAGGCUGGCCAGGUGUGGUUCCCCGACUCUGCCUACAAGACGGCGCAGGGUAUCGAACUCUUCAACAGGGAGGAGCUGCCGCUCAUCAUCUUCGCCAACUGGCGCGGCUUCUCCGGCGGCAUGAAGGACAUGUACGACCAGGUGGUGAAGUUCGGCGCCAUGAUCGUGGACGGUCUGCGCGCCUACCGUCAGCCCAUCAUCGUGUACAUUCCUCCGUACGGCGAGCUGCGCGGCGGCGCCUGGGUGGUGAUCGACGCCGCCAUCAACGACAGAUACAUGGAGAUGUUCGCCGACCCCGACAGCAGAGGUGGCGUGUUGGAGCCGGAGGGCACAGUCGAGAUCAAGUUCAAGACCAAGGACCUCAUCAAGUCGAUGCGCCGGCUGGACAGUGAGCUGCGCACGCUGCUGAACGAGCUGAACCAGCCGGAGACAGCCGGCGAGCGGCGGGCGGAGCUGGAACGCCGGCUGUCGGCCCGGGAGCAGCACCUGCUGCCCGUCUAUCAUCAGGUGGCCGUUCAGUUUGCCGACCUGCACGACACACCGGUGCGUAUGAUGGAGAAGGGCGUCAUCCAGGAGAUGGUUCCUUGGGGCGAGUCACGCCGCCGACUCUACUGGCGGCUCCAGCGCCGGCUGCUCAGUCUGCAGGCGUGCCGACUGGUGGAGCGCUUCCAGCCCACCUCGAGACACCAGCACGUGCUCAGCAAACUGCAGCGCUGGUUCGUCGAGGACAAGGGAACCAUGCAGAGUUACCAGUGGGAUGACGACCAGCUGGUGUCUGAGUGGCUCUCAGAACAGCUGGACACCAACAACGUCUCACACUCGAUGCUGCUCGAGAACAUCCAGUGUCUGGAGCGGGAGGCGGCCAUGGCGCGCGUGAGACAUACAGUACAGGCGCACCCGGAGAUCUCGUCGGAGACGGUGCUGUACCUGAUCCAGCACCUGAGCAAGCCGCAGCGCGCCGAGGUCAUCAAGGCGCUCAGCACGCUGGAGAACACGGCGCCCGCCGCUCCGACCUCCGCCGGUCUGCCGGCCGGCGCCACCGGCAGCGACGUACCCGAGACGGACACGGGAACCAGCUCCGAGUGACACCAGCGCCGUGCCGCGGCCGCCGGCCGAGUUACAGUGUGAUCCGCCGUCAGUAGAUGGCGGGGGUGUCGCUCUCCGUGGGCGCCGCUCAAGGCAGGGUCCGGUGUGUUCGUAGGGUCGGGUGGGGUUGAGCCAGACUCUCGCGCCAUGUCUCGACUACGGGAUCAUCUGUGUCUUAGCUGGAGAGAUGAUUACGUGGGUGGCUAGUUUUAGGGUCUCGCCGCGCCGCGCCGUCAGCCGCCGGUGGUUCCGUACCUGGCUGGCAUGUCAGUGCAAACCGUGGGUCUCAGUGGGGCGGCCUUAGCGCAGUGCGUGUGUCUGUGCUGCUAUGUCGAGCAAUGGGAACUCUGUUUUACUCUGUGUCGCCGACCAGACUCGCCUGGGAUCGGUCAAUGAUUGGUGUUCCGAUUCUCCGAGCCGCCCGGAAGACGGAUCGGCCCAGAAUUCGCCCAGAAUAGGGAGGAUCAGAUGUGUAUUUAUCUUGCUCAGACUCUGGCUUUUGUGGUGUAAGCGGCCUACCUCAGAGCUGCCGGUAACCUGCCGAUCAGCGGAGGCACAUUAGGGUUGCGGAAGGUACGACACCAAAGUAGCAGGAUUUCUAGGGAAAUAUAUAUGUAGAGUUCCAGUGGGCCUAGGAAAACUGCUGAUUAAGCUUUAGAGAGGGAGAUUAACUUACCGCGCCGUUGCCGAUUAUUUAAAUUGUGGUAGUACGAUCGUUCCGGGAUCAGUGAAUCGAACCUAUUUAGUUGUGUUGUAAGAAGCUAAGUUCAAGUGUAUUGGAGUGUCCCGUACUGAUGAUUCUCUGCUAACUCGAACUGCUUGCGAUUGAUUUAGGUGGGCGGUGUUAACUGUGGAAUUAUUGGCGGCGAAAAUCAGUGGGGCAGAUGAGGGCGGCCGGGACCGAUCCCGUCAUGAGCUCAGCACUCGGCAGACGACUGGUACGACUGGUGUCCUUAGUGCUCGGCCACCUGCAGUCUCUGCUCACGCCGUUCAAACGCCGAUAUACAUAUGCUAUACAGAUAAACUCGUUUCAUGUAUUGUCAGCCGCUUGUUUAUUUUUAUCGACAAAUUGCGAUGUGUUUUCUUAGUCGGUAACCAACCUCAAACGCCGUAUUUGAUUCCCGUUGUUCUCCAGCGUUUUCGGUGACUGUGACUCGCCAAUUGAAUGUUCUCCUCGGCUUUGAUUAUCGUGCAAUGUGCUCGUGGUAAUUCUGAUUGGCCUGCAAUGUGCUCGCGGUAGCUGAUUGGCUGACAGUGUGCUCAUGGUAGCUCCGAUUGGCUGACUGUGCUCGCGGUAACUCUGACUCUGCCGGGUCCGGACUGUGAUUGUCGGCCGUGUGUUCGUUUGUCGGGUACGUGGCCCGGCCAGGUAACAGGCGGUCCCGUCGGUCACUGUACCCUGAGCUCGAUACUGCAGCGGUAGGGCCGGGAGAGCCACCCGUGCCGACCGGGCGCGCUCACAGCAAGGAGAUAUAUUUUGAAACGGCGAAUCGUCGGCGAUCGUUCAUGUUGUGUGAAAUAUGCAAGGGUGGCAAUGCGACCAUAGGCCAAUAAAUGUUCAUGUAUGGUA